CAAAACCAGUUGUUUUGGUUUCAGUCGGCUGUUUAUCGAUUAGAUUUGUUAUUUUUCACAUUACUCAAUCGAGUUGCAAGGAUUCUCUACGUAAAUUUGUUGUCCUAAAGAAAAAUCUCAAUAUUGAAGGAACUAUGGACGAACCAGUUCAGAUAGGAGAUCUACCAGAAGAACUACUGCCGCACAUCUUCGACAAUCUGCCACUGCAAGACCUUAAAAAUGUGUCCCUCGUUAGCCGUCUCUGGUCCCAGAUAGCCUUCUCGGGCCGCUUCAUGAACCGCGUCCUGCUCAAGCUGGACUUUCGCGACGGAGCGCCGGAUUUGCACCGGCAGUAUCUGCUGGAGAGCUCCCGUGCUUACCGACACAUUGGCUUCUACUACCGCAGCGAUCAGCUGGACCUGGGGAUGCUGCUGGAAGUGUUGGAAAAGUUCGAGCAGUCCAUCGUGAGCUUGAAGAUUUGCCCAAACUACUUUAUAAUGCUGGCCGAGCUGAGGCAGAUUUUGGUGCAGGUCCCCAACCUCGAAAGCCUCUACAUCGUGUCCCGGAUUUGCCCCGAACUGGGCAACCGCGAACCCAUGCCUCCCUUCCCGGUCAUGAACAAGCUCAAACAUCUGUACCUGGAGAACGAUGGCGGCCUGCAGCUGAACGAGAUCGACUUCCGGAUCAUGACGCCGCACAUCACCAGCCUCGACAUGGACUGCGACUCGCAACGGGCCCUCGAGGUGUACACCCACUUUAGCGAGCAGCUGCGCGAACUUGCCGUGUUCUUCAAGCGGGACGACUUCUUUUUGCCGUUUUGUGAGCUGCGCUUUCCCAAGUUAGAGGUGCUGGACUUUUACAGUGACGAUCAGCAGUUUGACAUCCCGGAAGCGGUUCGGAUAGUAUGCGCGUUCUUCAGGAGGAUGCCGAAGCUGCGGAGGAUCACACUGCGGUGUAACGUUAAUGAGGAAGUGCUGGCGGUUAUUACGGAGAACUGUCCGGAUUUGGGAACGCUGUAUCUCAAGGGGGACAACUUGGGAGCGAAGUCCUUCCGCCAUCUUGGACAAUUAAAGAAGCUGACGAGUCUCAAAAUCGAAGGAUGGAUCCGGUGUAACAUCCUCCAGGACUGCAAACCGAUACCAUCGCUGGACUCGAUGUACCUCCACUCCGUGCUAAUCGACGACACACAGGGAUUCUUCCGAUUGCUCAAAGAUGUCGCCCCGAACCUACGGAUACUGGAAGCGAUCGAGUCGGACAUCGACGACGAGUGCCUGAAGUACAUCAGUUGCAACAUCGCUUCGCUGCGAAGUUUGCUGUUGGAGUUUUGCCCGAAUCUCACAGAGGACGCCUUCAGCUUCCUGGACCGGUUAACGAACCUGCACGAGCUGAAGCUCGGCUACCUGGACGUCCCGCACAACCUGUUCGAGCUCAUCCCGAAAAACUCGGUCCGCCACCUGGAGCUGUACCGUUGCGACAAACUGGACGACGCAGUCCUCCCACUGGUCGCGGAAAAGUUCCCCCAGCUGUGCUACAUGGAGAUCGCCAGCUGCCACAAGAUCACGCUCGAGGGCGUGGACCGGAUCCGGGCGCUGAUGCCGAGCGCCGAGAUAGUGAGCUUUAUGCUGUUCUAGCUACACGGGAAAACGACCAAGUACUACACGGUGUACUUUGAGCGGAUGCACAGCAAGGAGGAGCGCCACCUGGACGACGGGAUGUGACGGGGUAGAGUCGCGACGAAGGGGACGUUGCUGAACAGGAUGGAGGUGGCCGUUGUGAGGAGGGUUUGGUGCAUGAAGAGGAUGUUUUACUCGCUGACGGGAAGCUCGCGGUGGAAUUGAUUUAUUUGUUUCGCAAAUUUGUAAAAUUGUUUUUGUAAAAAGUAAACAAA
Messenger RNA from Culex quinquefasciatus (southern house mosquito), 1867 nucleotides. RefSeq lists its product as uncharacterized. The transcript has 6 exons. Bases 135 to 1610 code for a protein of 491 amino acids. Gene Ontology annotation, cellular component: SCF ubiquitin ligase complex. Gene Ontology annotation, molecular function: protein binding. Gene Ontology annotation, biological process: SCF-dependent proteasomal ubiquitin-dependent protein catabolic process. The record is from RefSeq and is a predicted model, not a curated record. NCBI's taxonomy places the organism in Eukaryota, Metazoa, Arthropoda, Insecta, Diptera, Culicidae.